GAAGACUACUCCAUUUUGCAUUUUCUUUAUUGACUGGUGAACUGAUAGUGACAGACAAUAUGCUGAAAGAAAUGUUUACAUUUUGUUGUUAAAAGUGAUUAGAAUGUAUUAUUAAUUAUAAAUUGUGAUUGUUUAUUAUUGAAGCUAGGAGUUUCAAUCCAUCCAAGGCUACAGCUAGAAUCUGAUCAUGAACCCUGACAUGGAUGACGAAUUGGAGAUAGAACUCUCCGAACUGAUAGUUCCCGGCGCCGAACGCAAAAACGGCUUCAAAACAUCACUGGAAUCAACCUAUUACAACACUCCCCAUCCCCGUCUCAAAAACCCCCCACCCAUUUGCAACUUCUGCAACAAAAAAUUCUGCAACCUAAACUACGUCAAGAAACACAUUGAACGGGUACACAACAAAACAGACAAACCUUUCAAGAAAUCUAAACUUGAGGAAGUAGAAGAGAAACCUAAACAAAAGUAUCUCAGAUGUGAGCAUUGCACCCAGAUUUUCAAUUCUAUCGCGUACCUCACGAAGCAUACGGCCAUUGAGCAUCAGAUCUAUGUUAACAAUGAUCCCAAAAAAGAAGAGGAACAUGAGAUUUAUAUGGAAAAUGAGAUUUAUGAUAAUAAUGGACCUGAACCAGUGGCAGAAGACGAUGAUGAUGAUAUGAGAGACUCUGAUGAUGUGGUUUUGUUGAUCUUGAACGACACCCAGGCUCCAAUAACGACAGGGGAUUCUGUUAAGAAAAUCUUGACCACUAACGAGACGAUUGUGGAGAGCAGUGGGGCAACUUUCACUAGAAUAGGGGAGGAAAAGUUCACUAGGGUUGGAGGGGAUAAGAUGGAAAGUUGUGAGAAAAGUUUCACUAGGAUUGGUGAGGGCGUUUCGUAUGGUGGAGGGGCUGGUACAACCUCGAAUGUUGAUGGAAAUUUGAGGAUAUCUUAUGAGAAAAACGAGGGAACAACGUCACGAGUUGAUGGGGGGAACUUGAGGAUAUCCUAUGAGAAUAACUGGGGAAAGGUUUCUGUUGUUAAUGAGGAAAACUUGAGGAUAUCCUAUGAGGAUAAUAGAGGGACAAGUGAGGCGAAAAAUGAUGAUGGAAAGUUGGAGAUCUCGUUUGAGAGUAACGGAGGAGCAGCUACCAGAAAUGAGGAUGGAAACUUGAGGAUCGGGUAUAAAAAUAAUGGAGGUAAUGAUAAGUUGAGGGUUGGGUUAUGUAAUAAUGAUAAGCUGGAAGAUGAAAAUGAGGAUGUAAAACUAAGAGUAUCCUAUAACGGAGAAGAGAAUGAUAGCAUCGGAACUAGAAGUAGAACCUUGCGCCGAGCGGUAAAAACGGAAGCCAUGGAGAAACGGCGGCAAUUUCAAAUCUUGGAAAAAACGCGACACGCCAAACGUCGGAAAAAACAUGAGAGAACUUUUUUCGAGGUUAAAAAGUUGGGUUCCCGGGGUCGUGCUCCCAACCCCAAGGUUAUGGAUGAGUUGAAGGUAAACAGUUUGGUGUGUAAAGAGUGCGAUAAACCUUUCACAAGCACGUUCAAUUUGAAACGUCACAUAAAAACACAUACUGAUACCACCUGUUAUAAGAAAAUAUCCAAGUGCUCGAUUUGUGAGGACACUAUGAGAACUGAUGACUUGAAAUCACAUUAUAAAUCGGCGCAUGACACGGAUUUCGAGGAGGAUGUAAUGUAUUUUGGGUCGAAAGAUGAGUUUUUACAGUGGAAGGAAAAUAUGGAGAGUGAGACGGUGGCCAAGUAUGUACAGAACCAAGCACCCAGAACUAACAAAGAUGGUUCGAAAGUCACCUAUUUCAUCUGCCACCGUAACGGCUUCUACAAACCGAAGGGAAAGAACAUCAGACGUAUGAAGUUGUACGGGAGUAAUAAGAUCGGUUCACACUGUCCGUCCGCCAUUGUUGUUAAGGAGACCAGCUACAAAAUUACGGCACGGUUUUAUAAGACACACAUUGGCCACUCUAUGGAUCUCAGUCGACUGUCGUUGAGCAACAAGGAGAAAAAGGAGAUUGCGCAGAAGAUUGCCGCCAAAGUUCCCCUGGAAGAUAUUUUGAACGAUAUUCGGGACUCCCUGUAUAACGAGCAUGUAAAGAGGAUACAUCUGACUACUAAAACAGAUCUACACAACUUGAUAGCUAAAUUCAAACUGAAUCGUAACGAAAUUAAGAAUGAUUCUGAGUAUAAAACGGUGGACUCCUGGGUGACAACACAUCUAUCUUCUAGUAUGAUAAGGUUGUACAAAAACCAGGGGGAUAUCUUGGAAGCUUUCCCACAACUAACUCAACAAGAUUUUUGUUUAAUUGUGGCCAACGAUGCUCAAAUCUCACUACUACACAAGUACGGGAACUAUGUUGUUUGUGUGGAUAAUACACAUGGGUUGGAUUCGUUUGGGUUUGAGAUGUUUUCGAUUCUGGUAGUAGAUGAACUGGGGGAAGGUAUACCUUGUGCGCUGAUGUUCACCACCCGUAAUGAUACCGCGAUUUUGCAGGUGUUUUAUCUAGUGAUUAGAUCGGCGUUAUCAGGGUUGAACUUGGAACCCUGUUAUUUUAUGUCGGAUCUAGAUGAGGCAUCUUACGCGGCAUGGUUGGGGGUGUUCCCCUGUAAAGAAACCCAACGAUUGUUUAGUAGCUGGCACAUCGAUGAAGCUUGGAGGACACAAAUAGAUAAGAUCAAAACUAAGGAGCCUAUAAUCAAGGCAAAUAUCUACAAACAGGCGAAGAUGUUAAUGAACGAGAAGAAUUUAAUGACGUUUGACAUGAUGGCCAGCAAUUUCCUGCAUGAACUGUUCGCCAACGAAGAAACCAGGAGUUUUGGGAGCUACAUGGAGGUUUUCAUAAACGAUCCCCAAACGUGGGCUUAUGCGCACCGCUUGUACAAAGGCAUAGACGCCAGUAUACAUCUGGAAAACAUGCACCGCAACUUGAAACAGAUUUUCUUCAAGGGGAAAAAGUUGAAGAGGCUGGAUCGAGGGAUACAGGCCAUCAUGAGGUUUGUGAAAGAGAAGAUGUUUGACAGGUUGGUUGCCACUGAAAAAGGGGAACUCUCUAAGAAGCUGUUGGAUAUUAAAGCUAGACACACCACCGCUGCGGAAAUCUCCACUAAUAUGACACCGUUCAUCAAACAGGAGGGGCCUGGUGAGUGGACGAUAUUAUCUAAGAAAAACUUGAAAGACUUGUAUACAGUUUCCUGGAGGAAGGACGGUUGUAGAUGUGGGUUACGAUGUGAAACGUGUGAGAUUUGUUUGCAUAGUUACAGUUGUACAUGCCCUGACGCCGCGUUCCAUUGGAACAUGUGUAAACACAUACAUUUGAUUGCUAUGGAAUUGAAAGAACAGGAGAGAAAUGAUGAGCAACAUCAGCAGGUUCACCAACAUGUUGAUCCACAAGUCAUGCAGCAUGUUGACAUGGAUGACAACAUUGUAACGGAUGACGUGUUCGAGAUGACACCAGACGUUACAACCGUCAUGAACAACACAAUCGUCACCCAAAGUGUCACAGUUACCCACCCAGGAACGGUCAUAGAAUCACAUCCGGUAACCGUUACUAUAUCCCACCACACUCCAGCUCCUCCUGAAAUAUCGAUCGAAACACAGAAAUCGGAACUGUUACUUAUGUUGCAGCAGUUACUGAAUGUAACUGAUACUCAGGAACGGGUGGAUACUUUCAGGAAGCAUCUGCAUUUGGUGGAGCAGUCCUAUAAUGAGGAACUGAUAACGCAUUCUCAGGAACAGUCACAGGUGAUUCCUGAAGAGAUCAAUAAGAAACUGUAUGUGCAUAAGUUGUAUUUGAGGAAUAAUGGGAACAAUAACCAGCAAGAGGACAAUAAUACGUGAAUUAGUUUCGAAAAAAAUGUUUAAAAAUGGUAAAAGUAAUGUGGAAAACUUAUGAAAAUAGAUGGGUGUUUUCAUGGAAGGGUGGAAAAUGAUUGAGAAUUCUGUGGGUAAUUUGUAGAAGAGGUGAUUUUUCAUAGAAAAUGUGAAAAUGCUUUGAUAUUUGUGGAAACCCAUGAUAAUUAAUUGUGUAAAUGAGGAAAAUACUUGGAUCUAUAUAUAAAGGGUAAAAAUAUGAUGGUGUAUUUUAUGGAAAACCCUUGUAAAAAUGUGGAAAAUCGAUGUUUUUUCUUAUAGAUCAAUCAUGUGUGGAAAAUACUUGGAUCUAUGUAUAAAGGGUAAAAAUAUGAUGGUGUAUUUUAUGGAAAACCCUUGUAAAAAUGUGGAAAAUCGAUGUUUUUUCUUAUAGAUCAAUCAUGUAAAUAUGGGCUUGCUCAACAGCAAUUAAUAGUAUUAGAGCACUGGGAAAGAUUCUAUUUAUUAUAUAUUAACUGGUUAAUUAUGAAGAUUAGGUACAGUGGUAAUUGAAGAUCUCAUGCUCUUUGAAAAGUGUAUCAAUCAUAAUAUAAUAUUAUAUUAUGGAUAAGUUGAAAAGUGUUCAUAUUGAAGUAUGAAGUAGAAAUUUAUAUCAAGAUAUAAAGAAGUGGAAGUAUUGAUUUUAAGAUUUUCAUUUCAAAAAAUGAUUGAAGCUUUGAAGUCUAUCCUGGAGGAGUUCAUCUAUGAUCCACAAAUUGACUGGAGAAGUUUUUUGAAGGAAUUACAAAAAUUUGGGAGAAAAUGGAAAAUGGAAAAAAAAUGUAAAAUGGUGAGGGAGAAAGAUGAUUCACGACAUGAAUGUCAGUUUUCUCUUUAAGAAGGAGAAAAUUGAUGGAACCUACUAUAGGAUAGAAGAAGACGGAAUUUCAAUGAAGGGCAUUAAUACCACCUCAAUUCUUCAGAUUAUCAGAGUUGUAUCCAUGGAAUGGAAAACUCAGCUGUCUUGAAAAAUGGAACAGAAAUGUCUAAAAAUUGAUUCAUGGAAUAGUCAUUGGUAGAUAGAUGCUUCAUCUGUUGGGGGAAUCAUGGAGUCAUAAAUGCCAGGACACUCAACAUACAAACUUCUCAACGCUUCAAAAUGAACAAAUCGUAUGAUAGUAGCAUAUUCUAGGCAUCCUAUAUGACAAUGUAAAUAAAGACUGACUACUUUUAAAUCAUAGUGAACUAUACUUUGAACCAAGGUGACGUUUAAAGUACUGUGUAAAUAGGGAAAAAUGCUAGUCUCAACCGGGAAUCGAACCCGGAUCCUGCUGCUUCAAUUAUGUGAGUGGAAAUACUCUUGAAAGUUCAAAUCAUAAAAAAACUGCUAUUGCAAAGAAAAGAGAAUGAAAAUAAGUUUCAAACAAAAAUACAAGAAGUCCUAUAUUCAAAUAUUCCUAUUAGUCUAAAUGUUAUAUCAUUUACUUUGUAUUAUAUUUUCUCGAUGCUAUGCUAUACUUCAUGUUGUCUAUUCAAAACAUGUGAAUCUGUUCUAUUUUCAAUGAAUAUAAUAAUAUUUUCUCAA
Nilaparvata lugens (brown planthopper) is the source of this 5369-nucleotide messenger RNA. RefSeq lists its product as uncharacterized. Bases 188 to 3832 code for a protein of 1214 amino acids. The record is from RefSeq and is a predicted model, not a curated record. Gene Ontology annotation, molecular function: zinc ion binding. The transcript is spliced from 4 exons. NCBI's taxonomy places the organism in Eukaryota, Metazoa, Arthropoda, Insecta, Hemiptera, Delphacidae.